UUAGUUUAUGCGUUCCUUUUUAGCCAAUCUGCGUAUCGUGUUAUCGAUAAUACCAUUGAUCUCUUGCAACCCUGCAGGUUUCAGGUCAGAGUCACAAAGGACAAAAACGAGAAUACUGUAGAUAUGGCUCAUGCAAGUGUGGCUUGUCUUAUGAGAACAAUAGAAUCGCUCUUGACAUCCAAUUCACCAAUGCAAUCUCUAACCUGCGAUCACAGAGAAGACUUUUCUGCUCUUCAUGAAAAGAUUAGUUCCCUGGAAGUAGUUGUCAAGAACUUCGAGAAAAAUAAUAUUUCUGGGGAACUGACAGAUUUGGAAGUACAGGUAAAAGAAGUUGCAAAUACUGUUGAACAAACAAUUCAACUAGGCGUAACUGAAGUUGUAUUGGCAAAUGAUGAAAAUCUGAGAGUAAAGGCACAUGAGAGGCUUUCUGAUAGAUUGCAACAAGUAGCAGAGGAAAUUGAUCGUAUCUGGAAAGAGUCAACAAAGAUUCAAGAUAAAGGCAAACAAGCAUCAAAGGAGUCAACGGUUCAAGAGUUUCCAAGCUCAUCAAAAGAUAUUCGGAAUGUUAAGAACAAUAUGGUUGGACGUGAUGAUCAAAGGAAACGGUUGGUAGAAGAUCUUACAAGAAGCUACUCUGGUGAACCCAAAGUCAUCCCGAUUGUCGGGAUGGGUGGCAUAGGCAAAACAACCUUAGCGAAUGAAGUUUACAACGAUGCGUGCAUUCGUUCUCAUUUUGAUGUUUGUGCCUGGGCUACUGUUUCUGAACAACAAAAUGUAAAGGAAAUCUUGUUGAGCCUUCUGCGUUCAAUAAAGGUUGACAAAGUUUUCACCGGCAGUGAGGCAGAGCUGGCAGAUAAGCUACAAAAGAGUUUAAAAUGUAAGAGAUAUUUAAUUGUAUUGGAUGACAUAUGGAAAAGUGAAGCAUGGGAUGCCGUGAGACUAUGUUUUCCAAGUGAAAACAAGGGAAGUGGAAUCUUAUUGACGACCCGUAACACUGAAGUAGCUCGCAAUGCUGGUACAAAGAAUCUUUCU
Capsicum annuum is the source of this 1032-nucleotide messenger RNA. Its product is annotated as putative late blight resistance protein homolog R1A-4. The record is from RefSeq and is a predicted model, not a curated record. NCBI's taxonomy places the organism in Eukaryota, Viridiplantae, Streptophyta, Magnoliopsida, Solanales, Solanaceae. Gene Ontology annotation, biological process: defense response to other organism. Gene Ontology annotation, molecular function: ADP binding.